CCUACUUUUUAUAACAACAUAAUUCAUCGUUUCCAACUCCACACGCAGUCCCCUCCUAUUGUCCCCCACCCACCUUUAAUAUAUAUAUAUAUACCGAGAUCUGGAGGGAGAGAGAGUUGUAAGAAUGGCGAGUCUGGGAGAGGAAGCUGUGAGGAACAAGCAGGUGAUAUUAAGAGACUACGUGUCUGGCUUUCCCAAAGAAUCGGAUAUGCACGUGACCACCACCACCACCACAAAACUGAAGGUUCCUCAAGCCUCCAACGCAGUCCUACUGAAGAACCUCUACUUGUCUUGCGAUCCCUCCCAGCGAACCCGUAUGACAAACUACCAAUCUUCCCCCUAUUUCCUUUCCUUCACGCCUGGUUCGCCAAUCAGAGGACAUGGUGUGGCUAAAGUUUUGGAUUCUGGUCACCCAAACUUCAAGAAAGGCGACUUGGUCAGGGGAAUAACAGGGUGGGAAGAAAAUAGUCUCAUUACACCACCUGCUACAGAGACACUGACUAAAAUUGAACCCACUGAUGUGCCUCUAUCCUACUAUAUUGGAAUUCUUCGAAUGCCUGGUAUGACUGCUUAUGCUGGAUUUUAUGAGGUUUGCUCUCCUAAGAAAGGAGACUACGUCUUCAUUUCAGCAGCUUCUGGAGCUGUUGGGCAGCUUGUUGGGCAGUUUGCAAAGUUAAUGGGUUGCUAUGUUGUUGGGAGUGCUGGAAGCAAAGAAAAGGACGAUUUACUGAAGAACAAACUUGGGUUGGAUGAUGCUUUCAAUUAUAAAGAAGAGCCCGACUUGAAUGCAGCUCUGAAAAGGUACUUUCCUCUAGGCAUUGAUGUCUACUUUCAGAAUGUUGGAGGAAAGAUGCUUGAUGCAGUGCUACUCAACAUGAGGAUUGGUGGCCGCAUUGCUGUGUGUGGGAUGAUCUCGCAGUAUAAUUGCCUUGACAAGCCUGAAGGUGUGCACAAUUUACUGCAUCUGAUCGCGAAAAGGAUCCACAUCGAAGGGUUCCUGGUUCACGAUUACAAUCAUCUUUAUCCCAAGUUUCUGGAUUGGGUUCUGCCUCAAAUCAAGGAAGGGAAGAUUGUAUAUGUGGAAGACAUAGCUGAAGGCCUUGAGAGCGCCCCGGCAGCUCUUGUCGGACUUUUUACAGGACGCAAUGUUGGAAAACAAGUUGUAGUUGCCCGAGAGUGACCGACUUCAUGUACACUGUCAUUUCCCAAAAGCAGGUCCCCUGGAAUGUUAUCUCCUGUAAAGGCAUGCAUCUAAUAUCUAACACAAAUUAUAAGAGGAAGCUCCAAAGAUUUGAUCUCGUUGAAGGACGGACUUGAUCAAAUAUUUCAAUGCAAAUAAGUAUCACAAUAAUCCAACAGAUAAGAACGAAAAUACUUUUUAUCACAAAUAUUAGUCUUAUUGCAAGAGCCAUUUCAGCAUUUGCAGUGCCCAUUCUUACAAAAUUUCCUCCCAGUUGACAUCCUAACACAACCAAAAGAAAAGAACCGCGCACGCAGAAAAAAAAGAAAAA
This is a messenger RNA of Corylus avellana, 1511 nucleotides long. RefSeq names its product 2-alkenal reductase (NADP(+)-dependent). The record is from RefSeq and is a predicted model, not a curated record. Gene Ontology annotation, molecular function: 2-alkenal reductase [NAD(P)H] activity. NCBI's taxonomy places the organism in Eukaryota, Viridiplantae, Streptophyta, Magnoliopsida, Fagales, Betulaceae.